UUCUGUGCCAACCCUUCUGUUACACACUCCGUCCACCUGGAGGCGGUGUGGAGCGCUGCUUUGCCAACUGCCCAUUAACACCACAGAAGAAGAAGAAGCUAAUCUGUUGUUAGCAAAUCGACAAUCAAUAAACAGAUAAACUAACACGGUACGGACAUGUCAGCCGAUACCAAGAUUGCCGAGCUGCUCACAGAGCUCCAUCAGCUCAUCAAACAGACCCAGGAGGAGAGGUCCCGCAGUGAACAUAAUCUGCUCAACAUUCAGAAGACACACGAGAGGAUGCAGACGGAAAACAAAACUUCCCCCUACUACCGGACCAAGCUGAGGGGGCUGUACACCACAGCCAAAGCAGAUGCCGAGGCAGAGUGUAGCAUUCUGCGUCAUGCUCUCGAUAAAAUUGCAGAGAUCAAGUCUUUGUUGGAGGAGAGGAGAAUAGCUGCUAAGAUGGCGGGAGUUUACAGCGACAGUGACCCCCCCAGGAAGACGAUGAGGCGAGGCGUCCUGAUGACGCUCCUCCAGCAGUCGGCCAUGACACUCCCUCUGUGGAUCGGCAAGCCGGGGGAGAGCCCCCCCCCUCUGUGCGGGGCGACUCCAGCCAGCAGCGACUACGUGGCCAAACAGGGCGACAAGGUGGCAGCGAGGGUGAAGGCCGUGGACGGAGACGAGCAGUGGAUCCUGGCUGAGGUGGUCAGCUACAACCACUCCACCAACAAAUAUGAAGUGGACGACAUCGACGAAGAAGGCAAAGAGAGACACACUCUGAGCAGACGGCGGAUCAUCCCUCUGCCUCAGUGGAAGGCCAACCCAGAGACGGACCCAGAGGCCCUGUUCAGUAAGGACCAGCUGGUGCUGGCCCUCUACCCCCAGACCACCUGCUUCUACCGGGCCCUCAUCCACACCCCGCCACACAGGCCUCAGGACGACUACUCGGUGCUGUUUGAGGACACUUCGUACGCCGACGGUUACUCCCCUCCGCUCAACGUGGCUCAGCGAUACGUGGUCGCCUGCAAAGAGAACAAGAAGAAGUGACCCCGAACAGAUCUUUUUAAUAAUUAACAUCUUUUAAAUGAGACUGUAGUCACCACCAAGACACAGAGAAGUGAAAUUAAGUACGCAGACCUGAACGUCUCAUGGGUAAAACGAAAUAUUAGCUGUGUCCCAAACCCACGCUGCAUACUGAUCUGAUCUGUAGCGUGUUCACACGGCAAAUAAAGUCCUGAAAAAUGCUCACGGUAUGGAGAGCAAACCACCCCUGAUUUCUGAGCGUGCUGGAAAUUUAGGAGCUGCUCACAUUUGGAAAAAAAAAUAAAACAAAUUGUGGUGAAACCUCAGAGAGUCACAUUUUGGGUGCCUUUCCACGGCGCAUGUAUUAUAUCAUUUCCUGUUGGUGCAAAAAGGCUUUGUAUGUUGAUUUCUUGUGUACUUACUGCAAAAACAGUAAACUCUAAAGAUCAGUAUAUACUUUGUGUUCAGUGUUGAGUCGGGACACAGCAGUUUGUGUCCUAAAAGGGAAGUUGGACAUUUUUCCCUCCGAGUUAAAACCUCGUCUUGGAGCAGCAUGUAGUGGCCAGUGGAGGAACUCUGGACGCUGAACGCUUCGGACUUCAGAGGCUCGGUUGUUCUGCCUCGAGGGGCCCUCUUUGACGGCCUUAAGUGUAUAUUUUUUUACAUGUCAAGUGUUAAUGAUUGUUGUGUGAAACAGAAACUUAAAGACGACGACACUGAACAAAUGUU
This is a messenger RNA of Siniperca chuatsi (mandarin fish), 1734 nucleotides long. It is a transcript of the gene sgf29, whose product is annotated as SAGA complex associated factor 29. The record is from RefSeq and is a predicted model, not a curated record. The transcript has 10 exons. Gene Ontology annotation, cellular component: SAGA complex. NCBI's taxonomy places the organism in Eukaryota, Metazoa, Chordata, Actinopteri, Centrarchiformes, Sinipercidae. Bases 157 to 1029 code for a protein of 290 amino acids.